Messenger RNA from Talpa occidentalis (Iberian mole), 3700 nucleotides. RefSeq names its product G protein subunit alpha o1 (gene GNAO1). Gene Ontology annotation, biological process: adenylate cyclase-modulating G protein-coupled receptor signaling pathway; G protein-coupled dopamine receptor signaling pathway. Bases 406 to 1470 code for a protein of 354 amino acids. The record is from RefSeq and is a predicted model, not a curated record. The transcript has 8 exons. Gene Ontology annotation, molecular function: GTPase activity; G protein-coupled serotonin receptor binding; GTP binding. Gene Ontology annotation, cellular component: heterotrimeric G-protein complex. NCBI's taxonomy places the organism in Eukaryota, Metazoa, Chordata, Mammalia, Eulipotyphla, Talpidae.
CCCACCCCACCCUCCGCCGGCUCCGGCUGCGGCUCCUGCCUCGACUCUUAUUUUAUUUAUUUUGGGCUGUGCACAAACCUCCGUGCCCGCAGCCCGCGCCGCCUCGGACCGCGGACGCCUCCUCCCUCGGCUCCGGAGCCCCAGAUCUCAGCCACCUUCUCCUCGACACCCCCAGAGCCCCGCCAGCCGCCGCGAGUCUUCGCUGCUGGAAUCUUGUUGGCUGCCGGGUUUUUUUUUUUGGGGGGGGUUGUUUCCUGAAAUUUUUGUUUCCAGCCAAGGGGAGGAUAUCGUGAUUUUUUCCCCCUCUGAGCCCAGGCUCUGCUCUCUGGGGGGUGGGGGGCGCGCCGAGCCGGGGAGCCGUGCCAGCCGAGUCGUGCGGGCUGUGGCAGGGAAGGGACCACCGCCAUGGGAUGUACUCUGAGCGCAGAGGAGAGAGCCGCCCUCGAGCGGAGCAAGGCGAUUGAGAAAAACCUCAAAGAGGAUGGCAUCAGCGCCGCCAAAGACGUGAAAUUACUCCUGCUGGGGGCUGGAGAAUCAGGAAAAAGCACCAUUGUGAAGCAGAUGAAAAUCAUCCACGAAGAUGGUUUCUCUGGAGAAGACGUGAAACAGUACAAGCCUGUGGUCUACAGCAACACCAUCCAGUCCCUGGCAGCCAUCGUCCGGGCCAUGGACACUUUGGGCAUCGAAUAUGGUGACAAGGAGAGAAAGGCAGACGCCAAGAUGGUGUGUGACGUGGUGAGUCGGAUGGAAGACACGGAGCCCUUCUCUGCAGAACUGCUUUCAGCCAUGAUGCGACUCUGGGGUGACUCAGGGAUCCAGGAAUGCUUCAACCGGUCUCGGGAGUAUCAGCUCAACGAUUCUGCCAAAUACUACCUGGACAGCCUGGAUCGGAUCGGGGCCGCUGACUACCAGCCCACCGAGCAGGACAUCCUCCGAACCAGGGUCAAAACCACCGGCAUCGUAGAAACCCACUUCACAUUCAAGAACCUCCACUUCAGGCUGUUCGACGUUGGGGGCCAACGAUCUGAACGCAAGAAGUGGAUCCACUGCUUCGAGGACGUCACGGCCAUCAUCUUCUGUGUCGCGCUCAGCGGCUAUGACCAGGUGCUCCACGAAGACGAGACCACGAACCGCAUGCACGAGUCUCUCAUGCUCUUCGACUCCAUCUGUAACAACAAGUUUUUCAUCGAUACCUCCAUCAUUCUCUUCCUCAACAAGAAAGAUCUCUUUGGUGAGAAGAUCAAGAAGUCACCUUUGACCAUCUGCUUUCCUGAAUACACCGGCCCCAAUACCUACGAAGAUGCAGCCGCCUACAUCCAAGCACAAUUUGAAAGCAAAAACCGCUCACCCAACAAAGAAAUUUAUUGUCACAUGACUUGUGCCACAGACACGAAUAAUAUCCAGGUGGUAUUCGACGCUGUCACUGACAUCAUCAUUGCCAACAACCUCCGGGGCUGCGGCUUGUACUGACCUCUUGUCCUGUAUAGCAACCUAUUUGGUAAUGAUUCCAGCACUCAGAAAAGCUUGCACACACACACACACACACACACACACACACACACGCCACUAGCAAAUGCAAGUUGGUAAAUAACAAAACCUUAUAUAUAUAUACAGAUAUAUAUUAAAAAAUUCUUUUUAGUUUGUACUAGAAAGAGCUUUGGACAGAACUGACCACCCUCCACAGUCAUCAGUUCCCGGCAUGCUCGUGCGUGCACACACACAGGGGUGGCGGUCCUGAUUUGGGAACCCAUCCUUUUACGAACAGCCACGUGAUUUCACUCCCGAGACCCAUUUCUGUGAGCAGAGGGAGGGCAAAGACGGGCUGGCCUAGUCCACCCGUUUCUCUGCUUCCACCCACUGAGGCCGUGUGCUCUCAGUUCUGUCCUGCUCUGUGCGGAUUCCAAAACCCUUUACAAAAUAGCCAACACCCUCAACAUCUCCCUGCCCUAAAGCCCCAACAACAGAAUGAUUAAGUUCGCUUCUCUUUUGGGUGGUGGUGGUUGUUAACGGAAAGAAUUUAGAAGAAUCAUUGCUCCGACCAACCCAUUGUCUCCUGAGUUUUCUUUGUUCAUGUAAAACGAGGCAAGAGUCAGAGGAAAGGGAGACUGGGCUGCUUUCCAAAAGCAGCUGAGGGGAGGGUGCAGACAAACAGAUGCACCUGCCCCACCUCCGGGAGGGUGUGGAGGGAGAGGGGUCAGAAGCGGCACAGGGAGGCCGCAUCCAUAGACCUGACUGGGCCAGGGUCCCGUGGGGUGAGGCCUUCCGGGGCCUGGGAUGGGGUCCUGUGGGUUCUGACCCCACCUGAGAUGCUGGCCCCUCCUGCCCUACCCCCACAUCACUGAAGUGUGCCAGGGGUUUUUGGUUGGUUGUUGGUUUUGAAAAUCAAAGAAAAUGGUCAGACCAGACCCCUUAUCUCUCUCUCUACAGACUGCUUCAUGGACUCUUUGCUGUUGAUGUUGAUCUCCUGGUAGCAUGACCUUUUGGCCUUUGUAAGACACACAGCCUUUCUGUAUCAAGCCCCUGUCUAACCUACGACCCCAGAGUGACUGACGGCUGUGUAUUUCUGUAGAAUGCUGUAGAAUCCGGUUUUAGUUGAGUCUUUACAUUUAGAAUUUGAAAGGAAAAAAUACUUCUCAUGUGCUUUGUAGCUUAAAAAAAAAAAGAGGAAAAAGGAAAACUCACCAUUUCAUCCAUAUUUUUUUUCUUCUUCUUCUUCUUUUUUUUUAAAUAAAGAAACACACACAUCCCCAUCCCACCUCGAGUGCAGAGGGGGCGGCCUGGCCACCAGGAGGUCCUGUUCCUGGCAGUGACCUCAGGCUUGGCUUUCCAGAAGGCCCUGCCUGUCUGGACCCUUCUCCCACCCUGCGCCCCGCCUGAGCCCCUUCAACCACACGCUCACUCCAGGUUUGUAUAGAAAAAGCACAGCUCUCACUGGCCAGUAGCUGCCAAAAAAAUUCCCAUCAUAUAGAUAUAGAGCCUUGUAGAAGAAAAAGAAUUUCCCCACCGACUCCCUCUCUCAGAGUCCCUUAAUGAUUUUUUUUUGGUUUAUUUUAUUUUUUGUUCGUUUUACUUUUGUCCUGACGAGCACUCCGCGUCACAUACCAGCUCCGCUUCCACGGUCUCUGGGCACUGGGCUGUGGUUUCUUCUCCAACAUUCUGGCUUCUCGUCACGGGUGGACGCUCCCCGUGUGCGCUUCUCCACCUUUUCCUUUGUUUCCGUGACCUGUGUUCGCUCUUUCUCAUGUGGGGAUGUUUGUGCUACAGAUAAAAAGAACAAAAAAAAAAAUUUUAAAUACCACAAGAUGGAAAAAAACAAAAAAAAAAAUGUUAAGAAAGCGGGAAUGUAGUGUUGCCGUGGAAGCCAAGAUUUCACAAUCAGUCCCGUGUCCUUUCUACUUUGACUCGUCUCCAAACCCCGACCCUCUUCACGGUUUCACUUUUAGGACUUAAUAUUUGCUGAAGAAGACCAGUCACAGCCAUUUCAGAUAAAGAGGAGGCAAAAAGACAAAAUACACAAAAAAUUUAAAAUACAGAAAAAAAAAACUUGAAAAAAAGGAAAAAAAAAAAAACAUAAAAAAAGCCCACGGGUCUUUCUAAGCCUUUCUAUUCCCAAUCGGUGAGGUUUCUGUGAUAUCUUACACACUGCCAGUCUACUUCUCUGACUAAUGGAAAUUCAUGUGUAGCUCAAUAAAGAGAAUGU